Orycteropus afer afer is the source of this 1410-nucleotide messenger RNA. NCBI's taxonomy places the organism in Eukaryota, Metazoa, Chordata, Mammalia, Tubulidentata, Orycteropodidae. The record is from RefSeq and is a predicted model, not a curated record.
AUGGAGACCCGCUACAACCUGAAGAGUCCGGGUAAGCAGAGUGGGAGGCGGCGGGCGGUCUGGGAAGGGUGGACCAGGGAGGGCGGAGUGCCCUUGGACUCUGCAGCCCGGGGUGGCGGUCCCCUAGUGUCCGCCGCCACUCGCGGCUCCGUUCCCGGCUUCGCACUCAACGCGAGGCCGCCGCUUGCCAGGGAGGUGCAGGCCGCAGGGCGCAGAUGCACCGGUUGCCAAACCCAAGGACUGGCUACCUCCUCGCACUACCCCGACUGCACCUUUUCUCAUCUCCGCCCGGUAGAGAGGUAUCAUAAACUCAUCCCUAAGAACAGUGUAUUAUUUAUUCCUAAGGCUAAUGGACGAUUUGAAGUGGGCAAGAAGAUCUGUUUGAGCAUCUCAGGACAUCAUCCUGAAACUUGGCAGCCUUCAUGGAGUAUAAGAACAGCAUUAUUAGCCAUCAUUGGGUUUAUGCCAACAAAAGGAGAAGGAGCCAUAGGGUCUCUAGAUUACACUCCUGAAGAAAGAAGAGCACUUGCCAAAAAGUCACAAGAUUUCUGUUGUGAGGGAUGUGGCUCCACCAUGAAGGAUGUCCUGUUGCCUUUAAAAUCUGGAAGUGAUUCAAGCCAGGCUGACAUAGAGGCCAAGGAACUGGCUAGACAAAUCAGUUUUAAGGCAGAAGUCAAUUCAUCUGGAAAGACUAUUGCUGAGUCAGACUUAAACCAUUCUUUUUCACUAAAUGAUUUACAAGAUGAUAUAUCUACAACAUUCCAGGCUGCUUCUGCCAGUACAUCGCAUGGAGUACAGAACCCCUCAGCAGCAUCCUUUCAGCAACCUACCCAGCCUGUAGCUAAGAAUACCUCUGUGAGCCCUCGACAGCGUCGGGCCCAGCAGCAGAGUCAAAGAAGGGCAUCGACUUCACCAGAUAUAAUCCAGGGCCAGCAGCCAAGAGACAACCAUACUGAUAAUGGUGGAUCAGCUGUACUGAUUGUCAUCCUGACUUUGGCAUUGGCAGCUCUUAUAUUUCGACGAAUAUAUCUGGCCAAUGAGUACAUAUUUGACUUUGAGUUAUAACAUUGUUAUGUGUCUUAAGAGCUGUGACUCAAGUGCUUCAUUAAACAUUCUCCAUUGGGUAUAUCUUGUUUACAAAAAGAUUAUUUUGUAUUUCCCCUUCAUUCCUUUAUUGAUCCUCAUUAAUUCAGUAGGAAUAUAGGUAGACAUUCAGACUGUCCAGCAAUGUGUCCUCCCUAGUUUAAGGGACUGGAAGUCAAAUGUCCCUUAUCUCACUAUUUAACCUGCUUUACAGGGAAAUAACUUACUGUUGUUUCUCAUGCCUCAGCUUCUAUUUAUGUAAAUUUGUGAUAUUUUUCUGUAUUGCCAUUUACACUCUUUGCAUAAAAGAUGGUGUUUUUAGUUCCA